UUACAAAUAAAGUCACAAAAUUAAUUUCGAUCUCUUUUUUUUUAUUUUAAAUUUAAUAAUAAAUUAAUUAAAAUAAUUCAAUGAAAAAAUGACAGCAAAUUGCAUACUGUGUUCUGGUUCAUAUCCUGAGGACAAAUUGACCAAUAUUGAGGAGCAACUGAUCUACUCAACAUCAUGUUCUGAAGUUAUUCAAGUUCAUUUCUCAUUUUACGCGAAAAUCUUUGAAAGCACGAAAGACUCAAUACAAUCAGCAUGUGAAUCAUGUUGGUCCAAACUUAAAGUUUUCCAUGAAUUCCACACAUCCGUAUCCAUUACUUAUGGAAUCCUUGAAGAAUUCACUGAAGAUGAAAAAGUUGUAAUGAACUGGGAGGACUUGAUUGAAGAAAGCCAUGAAGAUGCUGUUGAUUACGAAUUUUCAGAGGUGGAAGCUUUAGAGGAAUGCAUCUUAGAAGAAGAAAUCGACGUUAAAGAUCCUGAAAUUCUCAAAAAUCCAAUAAUUAUCACUCAAAAUUUAUUAAUUAAAACUGAGCCGCUCCCGCCACAAAAAGUGAUUCCAAAAAUUCUCAAUACAACUCCAACAAAUCUCAAGUCGAUGUACAAGACGUCGCACUUUAAGGCUCGUCCAAAUCCAAUUAAAAUUGAUCCUGAAGAUGAUCAAAAAAUUAAACAAAUUGCCAGCAUGUUUUGUGACAUCUGCUCACAUCCACUGAGUAGUUUCUCACAUGCACGAUCACAUUAUCGUAAUCAGCACAAUACAAUCGGGUAUCUAAUAUGCUGUGAUAAAAAAUUUAAGCAACGGAAUCGACUUGUUGAUCAUAUGAACACUCACUUUAAUGUUUCUUAUCCUUGUCAUAUUUGUGGCAAGACAUUUGAUGCCAAAUCUUACUUAACAAGGCACAUGGCUUAUCAUGAUGAUCUGAAGCAGUUCGAAUGUGAUCAUUGUGGUAAGAAGUUCUCUAAAAAGUUCCUAGUUCGCAACCACAUCCUGAGCACCCAUCGGUACGAAAACAUGACACCAACUUACGAAUGUUUAAUCGAUGGCUGCUCAAAAGUAUUUGUUAAUGAAGCAAGACUGAAGCAUCACAUGAAGUACACACACUCAAAAACUGAUCAGGAACAAUGUGAACUUUGUCCAAAAACAUUUAAAACAAAAGCAGCAGUUGAGGAGCACAUGAGGAUUCAUUACAGAAGACCUGAAGAUAGAUACAAGUGUGACAUCUGUGGACAUUACAUUGCUGACUUAAAAUCAUUUAAAAGACAUGUGAAGAAUCAUGAGACUGAGGGUAUGGACAAUACUUGUCAUUAUUGCGGGAAGAAGUCACCGAAUUUAAAUGCUUUGAAGAAGCACAUCAGUUUUGUGCAUGAGAAGGUGAAGAAUUAUCAAUGUAAAUACUGUGACAAGUGUUUUAAGAGACCUAGGACCUUAAUUGAUCAUGAAGCGGCUGUCCAUACACUUCAGGAGCUUUAUACGUGCUCGUUCUGUCCAAAAACUUUUCGGAAUCAAUCGAAUAUGUUGGCGCAUCGCAAGAAGAACCAUCCUGAUCAAUACCAAAAGCCAUCUUACAUGCGAGAUGUUGUUUAGGUGGAAUUUAAUUUUAAUAUAAGUCGUGCUAAUUAUGGAACUCCUGAAUAUUAUUCUGUAAAUAAAAUUGAAUCACAUUUAACAGUAUAAGAAAAUAAAGUUAAAUAAUUUAUAAGCUACAAA
This is a messenger RNA of Chironomus riparius, 1705 nucleotides long. NCBI's taxonomy places the organism in Eukaryota, Metazoa, Arthropoda, Insecta, Diptera, Chironomidae. The record is from the annotation of a GenBank genome assembly.